CUGGAAGUGAAACACCGUCGUCACCUAGAGAUGUUUGUUUACAUACAGUCCCCACUUGUUAUGUCUUGGCAGGGCCACGCAGGGGUCAGCGAUUGGGGAAUCCCCAACGCUUACUUCUUCUCCAAAGUGGACCUCUCCCGCUACCCGGUGUGGGGUUCAACAUUCGCAAUUGCGGUCACGUCACAGCUCGCGACUCAAGAUGGAAAUAUUUUGUUUAUGCUUCCAAGUUUUCAUUUCCAUAUCUUUUCUCUUUCCUCCCUUGAAGUAUCACAAGGGAAAUACCCAAUAAUGAAAACAACAUCCAACCUUAUCCUCCUUUGGGGGACCUUCCUUCUCUCCCACAGCUCUGCCUUCGUCAUCGAAAACACCUACCAACACCCACUCAUCGUCGAUGACUCUUCCAUCUCUCCCCUCCAGAUCUCUACCUCAUCUGACGCCAACAAUGCGCCAUCCUACCGCAAGAACCUUCUCUCCCUCCACAAAUCCCUGAUCGAAAUCCCCUCCAUCUCCCGCACCGAGCAAGAAGUCGGCAAGUUCCUCCUCGACUACCUCCGUAACAACCUCGGCUACGUAGCCAAGGCCCAAUUCCUCGAAAGCGACAAGAAGGCCUCCCACGGUGACGACGAUGACCACUCCCAAGGGCGCUUCAACGUGCUCGCCUGGCCGAGCUCGCACAACCUCUCCAGCCCGCGCGUGCUAGUCACCUCGCACAUCGACGUCGUCCCGCCCUUCAUCCCCUACCACAUCAGCACCUCUGAGGGGUCCGACGAAGUCACGUCCGACGCCUUCAUCAGCGGCCGCGGCUCCGUCGACGCCAAAGCCAGCGUGGCCGCGCAGAUCGUCGCGGUCGAGGAGCUCAUCCGCGCCAAGGAGGUGGACCCAGCCGAUCUGAUGCUCCUGUUCGUCGUGGGCGAGGAGAUUAGCGGCGAUGGGAUGAAGACGUUUUCGACUGUUUACAACGAUGAGGAAAAGAACAAGAAGGAAGAAUUACCCCGAUUUAAGGCGGCCAUCUACGGCGAGCCGACGGAGAACAAGCUCAGCUGCGGACACAAAGGCAUGACGGGCGGCGUGCUCAAAGCCCAGGGAAUCGCCGGCCACUCGGGCUACCCCUGGCUGUUCAAGAGCGCUACUGAAAUACUGGUCAAGGCGCUCGCGAAGAUCGUUUCCGCGGACCUGGGCAGCAGCGAGCGCUACGGCAACACGACGGUGAACAUCGGCACCAUCGCGGGCGGCGUGGCGGCGAACGUGAUUCCCAAGGAGGCGCAGGCGAAGCUGGCCAUUCGCGUCGCGGCGGGUAACCAAGCUACCGGUGCGGAUAUUGUGAGGAAGGCGGUGGACAAGAUUCUGAAGGAGACCGAUGAGGAAGCGUUCACGAUGGAGUGGACGGGUGGGUAUGGUCCUGUCGAGUGUAAUUGCGAUGUGGACGGGUUUGAGACCAUGGUGGCGAGCUAUGGGACGGAUGUGCCUAACUUUGAGGGCGAUUAUGUCAGUUAUUUGUAUGGGCCUGGAAGCAUCUUGGUGGCGCAUGGCGAUGAUGAGGGGUUGAAAGUUAGUGACUUGGAGACUGCGGUGGAGGGGUACAAGACGCUUAUCAAGCAUGCGCUUGCUGCUUGAAGAAGUUUUGGGGGGCUUCUGGGUUUAUGAUUUUGAUGAGAUAUGGGUUAUGUAGAAUGUUGGAUAUGAGAGCAUGCAAGCGAAUGAAUUCCCAA
Molecule: messenger RNA, 1709 nt
Organism: Neurospora tetraspora
Lineage: Eukaryota; Fungi; Ascomycota; Sordariomycetes; Sordariales; Sordariaceae
Exons: 1
Coding region: 31-1614 (527 amino acids)
Molecular function (GO): hydrolase activity
Source: RefSeq, a predicted model, not a curated record